Molecule: messenger RNA, 1899 nt
Organism: Saccostrea cuccullata (small rock oyster)
Lineage: Eukaryota; Metazoa; Mollusca; Bivalvia; Ostreida; Ostreidae
Exons: 2
Coding region: 124-1803 (559 amino acids)
Molecular function (GO): zinc ion binding
Source: RefSeq, a predicted model, not a curated record
AAAAAACGCAUCUGUAUGAUACAGCUGAACAUGUAUGUACAUCCGCAUCGACACACACAGCACAGUCAAACAGCAUUCUAACAUGUUAUCAGGUCGAGGUGACCAAUUCUAGAUAUAGUGAAGAUGAUUAGCAGUGAUGAUCAGGAGAAGAUGGCGCAGGAUGUCAUACGCUGCUCUCUGUGCAGUAACGCUGUUGCCAUGCACUGCAGAAGUUGCAAUGUAAACCUCUGUGAGCAGUGUAUAAGCCACCAUGUGCAGAAAAGUUCGACUCUAAAAAACCAUGAUCUCAUACCGUAUACACAGAGAGCGGCUUCUCCAGAAGGAGUUGGAAAUUUUUGCAAGGAUCAUCCCAAAAAAAUCUGUGACCUCUACUGUCAGGACUGUCACGUUCCUAUAUGUUCGCAUUGUCUGCUGAAAAAUCACAAACGACAUAGCGCCGAGGAAUUAUCCGAAAUUUAUAAAACAACUCGGAGCGCUGUCAGCGAGGACUUGCAGGAAUUAAGACACUUUAAAGAAGAAUAUGAAAAGGUCCUUAAAGAAAUUGAAGACGGAUUGUUGACGUAUAUGCAAGACAGUGAACAAGGAAGAAUUUUUUUACAGAAAUUGGGAGGGAAAUGGCAUGACAUCAUAGAUAAAGCUAUAGACAGAAUGGAAAAGGACAUAACUGACAGAACAAAAGAAGACAAGAACAUCAUGCAGGAUAAUGUUGAUGAAAUCCGCACCACCUUGCAGAAUGUGGACAAAUUAAUAAAGAGAAAUGAAAACCUUUUAAAAGAUGAAGAUGUUUUGAACAUUCUAAGAUAUGAGUCUAGGGUUGAUGAAUUGCGACUUGUUCCCAACAGAACAGAAAUCAACCCAGCAAAAAUCGCUCCUCUGGAUAUUGAAGAAGAAGAAAUCAUGCGACAGCUUGUGACUGUCACACCUUCCACCCGAGUCACUCUCCGUGGGUUUGCUAUCACCAAAGAUGGCCGCGAUUUCUCCAUAUCUGCUCGGGUGUUACUUGAGAAAGAGGAACUCUUAGCUACCUUUAGAGUCAACAGCGUAAAAUUGAAAGGAAUUUGCUGCGAGUCCACAGACAAGGUUUGGAUCUAUGGAGAUGACGAAAAAAUGAAACAGUUCGACAAACUUGGCAACCUGCUAGAUUGCAUAACGGCGACUUCGGGGAAUAGUCAGAAAGAUAUUGCUGUGAAUAAAAAUGGCGAUGUGGCUUUUUCUCACAUAACAGAUGAAUGUGUGAAAAUACUCAGAGAAAAGCGCAUACAAAAAUUGGUUAACAUGACUGGCUGGAUACCGUAUGGCCUUUGUUUCAAUGCAGACGAUGAUUUGAUGGUCUGCAUGAGACGAAACGACUAUUCAGAGAGCCGAGUUGGUAUAUAUUUGGGAGAACAGUUGAAGCAAGAGAUUCAAUAUGAUGACACCAACAAGCCACUAUUUUCAACAGGCCGGAACAACAUGUAUAUCACCGAAAAUGGAAACGGGGACAUUUGUGUGUCAGACUGGAACGCUUCAGCUGUCAUCGUGACCAAAAAGUCCGGGGAAUUCCGAUUUCGUUACACCGGAAGUCUCUCUCGCAGCUACAAAGAAUUCUAUCCACAUGGAAUAGACACCGACAACUACUGUCGUAUACUUGUUGUUGAUCGCAACAAUGAUUGUGUCCACGUGAUCGACAGGAACGGGAAGUUCUUACGCUACAUCAACUGCAGUUUGAAAGACCCCUUCGUUCUCAGCAUUGAUAGUGACGAAAACCUCUGGGUUGGAGAGUGUGAUGAGCAGAAUAUUAAAGUUAUUAAGUAUCUGGACUAGUUAUACACUCUGUACUUUCUUAAGGAAUAAAUGAUUAUUGAUAGACUCACGAAACGAACCUGUAGAAAUGCAGACUCGAUUGCCUUCUUCACCAUA